AUGUUGUCCCUUUUGAGCGGGAAAAAACUUGCUUUACAAUUAUUCCCUAAAGUAUCUGCAGUUUCGAGGCUAAGAUACCUUGCCAGCUUGUACACGAGUGGAGGAGUUUUCGAUGAUAAGAAAAUGGAGGGUCGUGUGAUCGAUUUGAGAAGCGACACUGUUACUGUGCCCACUGAAGAAAUGAGAGCUGCGAUGGCGGCUGCUGAAGUUGGUGACGAUGUUUAUGGAGACGAUCCAACCGUCAAUGGUUAGAAUUUGUUUUACUAGCAUAUUUGCGGUAUUAACAUGUUGUGGUUCAGUUUUAUCCUUGGUUUAAAUUUUACGUUCCUUCGUUUUAAACUCAUUAGCAUACAUAACCUGCGAACAGGCGGCCCUUUUCUUCCCUUUUUGUUCUGGAGGCGAGGGGAAAAGAGACGCUUGAUAUAGGGUCUGGAAGGUAUUUUCAGGAUUCGGGAUUUGACUAAAAUGCGGUGCGGGAUUCGGGAAAACACAAAAUGUCUUGACGGGCAACAGGAUCUGACUGCGACCCGGGAAGCGGGAUUCAUCAAAAUUUGGGCACGGGAUGCGGGAUUUCUUUUUGCAUGUCUGUCGAAAACAGACAGGCAGGGGUUCAGUGUGGUGUCCCGGGGGUGCGGGGGGAGGUACUGCCAUAUAUGAGCAAUAUAGGUAUGUGUCACUGUGAAGGGUAUGGUUUUCAAGCAGUUUGCACUGGGAUAGGGUAUAUAAAUCAGAGAUUCUGGGUCUAGAAGAGGGUAUCAUUUUUCAUUAACAAUAAACUGAUCAAUAGAUCGUUUUCACUGUCACGCAACAAAAAAAUAAAUUGGAAACCGUCCAGUGGAAGAAGCCAAGUAAAUGAAAUGUUAUAGAAGACUAAUAUAUAAACAAUUUGUCCAAGUCUAAGGUCUUUGUGGCCCACAGUUUCUGAAUUAUUUGCCCAAAACGUUUCACGCACCUUUGUAGAGCUUUGUAUGGAGACGCCAUAUUGGUGCACUGUUUUGGUGCACCAAUAUGGCCGCCGGAAAUCAACAAAAAAAUCUGGAGUUCACUUUUUCUAUAAAAGCUCUUUCUUUUCACUCAAGAACUGGCAUACGUGCACAUAAACAUACCUUCUAAUACUUUAAAUGGUUAUACUGCUGAAAAUCAAGAGGACAGACUUUUUUUUCAACAAGACAGCAUUCCUAUUUUGGUGUCACGCACUGUGAAAACUCGGAAGUUCAAAUUGCUGUAUUUUCGAAAUGAAACAUGCUAGAGGACUGGAAACUUGUACAAAGAUUUAUUUUUUGUUUAUUUUCAACCUAGUGUAAAUAAGACUUCGUAAAAACUCGCCAUUUUGACUUUACAAUUUGAUGACGUCACAUUGAAAACCAUCUAUUGGCUGAAGAUUUUAGUCUAGACUAGGGAAACCGGGAAUUGCCACUCAAGAAUAUCAAAAAAGUCAAAGCGGUUUUGUUUUGGCCGGACUGUGCUAGUGACCUCAGUUGUUUCUGGAAAACAGUUACUCUAGUAUAGGGGGGGAUUUGGGGAGUUUAGUCUAGUAUAGGGUAGCAAAAUUCACUUGAAUUAGCUCUGGUAUAGGCUAAGGGUUGCAGGGUCCCAGCGGCACAUCCCCACCCAAAAAGUCCUAAAGUACCCCCCCGCCGGGUGUGGUGUCUCCUUCUUGUUUUAUUCCACUUCCCCCACCCUGCUUCAGCAGACUGCAGUAUGAAAGGCUGUUUCGUUUUUGCAAUGGUCUUAAAAUACCAGUAUGCAUAAGUUCAAAAUAAUCAAUCAAAGGGGCCAAUCUGCAUCUCACAUUUAUUAGCUUUUGCAGCAAUUAGUAUUUUUUGACUUUAAUGUUUUGGAAACAAAAAACAGGAUUUAGGACAGCAAUGAAAAAAGUGCAGGAUAAGAGAUUUUCCUGAAAAAAGAGCAGAAAUGAAGGAUCAGCAUCCCCCCUUCCAGACCUUGUUGAUACAUUUUGAUUUACUUCCUUCGUCUGCCCAUAGUUGAGAAUCUUGAUUUUUGUCCAAUUAGUCAAAAAAAACAAUAGAACCUUCUGAGCCCUGCACUUCCCACAUACUGAUAGGUUACAAGCAACAGUGCAAUUAGAUAGCUCAUCGUGACAGGAACCACAAGAUGGUCGAGGAAUUAGUUCUUUUAGUAGAAAGCUUAGGUUAAGUCUUAAAUACUUUUUUUCAAUAAAUCAAGAUAACAAUGCACAGAGAAACACCUUGACAGCUGAUGGGGACAAGUUGUUAUUUGUCAUCAGUAAGGACAUCCACUAUAUCUUCUUCAACACUUUCUUGCUCGGAGCAGUCAGCGUUUGUAAAAUUAUCAAUUGAUUUACACAGUUCCAUGAAACGGUGUAAAACAAUUGACAAUUUUACAGCUGCACUUUUGCAAACUAAUGAAGGACCAUGAAAAAUUUGUUGCAGGAGAAUCAAUUCCUUUGCUUUUGAUACUGUUGUUCCACCGAUGUUUUCAUUGAAUUAUUCCACUAGAAGUUAACUACUUACACCCAAUCUGUUGCCCAAAAAUGUUGACCACUAUUUGCCUUUUUAGGAGUGUUACCAGCCUACCAUCACCUAUCCUGUGAAUGGGGCUUAAGUCUCUACACUGACUUUUUAGUGAAUAUUAAUCUCAUUGAUAUGAAUUUAUUAUUUUUUCUUUGUCCCGUGUUUGUGACAUGCUGAUUGUUUCAUUUUCACAUUUGUUUCACCGAGCUUAAAAUUUACCUUCUUUCAUUUCUUUCACCACACAGUGCGACAUCGACAUUGCUGAUCCUAGCAGUAUGCAGGGCACAUGUCAAAUAUGAACCUAGUAUAUGGCCUCGCUCUCCAUGAGUUCUUCGUAGCUCAAGUGGAUAGAGUGCUGGUCUGUUUUGGAGGUCCUAGGUUCGAAUCCUGUCAGAUGUUUUCUUUGUCCCACGCUCGUGACAUGCUGAUUAUUUAAGUCACAUCAAUUUGCAUACUUGUAAAUCACAAACUAAUCGUAUGUUGUUGGCAAACAGAUUAUAUUUUAACACUAAAUUGAUUACUUGCCGUUGAUCAUUUUAGGCUAAUUCUAGUAGUUUAUUCAAAUUAAUUGUCAGUUAGCUGAUCCAGCUGUCCCAUAACUUUUUUUUGCAUUGAGAAAUGUUUUUCAGAUUUAGCAAUCAGUCUCCUCUUGAUUCUGUUAAUAAGUGUGCACAUAUUAAAAUCCUGUGCUUAUACUUUUAUACUCAUAUAUUUAUAGCUUUGCAAGCUAAAGCAGCAGAGUUAACUGGAAAAGAAGCAGCCCUCUUUGUAACAAGUGGGACAAUGGGAAAUUUAGUGUCAGGUCAGUAUUCUAGAAUAAACUUUUUCUAAACCUGUCAGUGUAUGACAGAAUAUUUCAAAGGCAGUUUCCAAACAUUCGAUUUUUAAUGUACCUUGAAAAGUUGCUCUUUACAUACCAGAAAAGUUUAGCCCAGCCAUGAGAAAAUCAAGAUUAAUUUUAUUAUCAGGUUAUAUGCAGUCUUGGUCAACUCAUUCACCAAUCAGCGAAACCCUCACUGAUAUAAAACAAUUUAAAAAACAGGGUUGCCACCAUCAGGGAAAAGUCAGGAAAUUUUUUAAAAAGUCAGGGAAAAUCUUUCAUAUUGUCAAAGUCAGUGAAAAGACAGGGAUUUCUGUUUUCUGGUUUAUAGUUCAUAAGUUGAUUCAAGAUUUUGAAAUGCAUUUUCUUUCGGAAAAGGCAAAACGUAUGCUGCAAAGCAAGCAAAGCAAGUCAGUCAGUCAGCAGUGAAUGCUUUCUUCCUAAUUCCUUCUUUGCGGAAAGAGGUUGAAAAUGAAGAGAAAACUAUUGAUGGCUUGCGAAAAAGCUAAAGUGAAUGUAAACAUGGAUUGUUUCUCAUUAAUACAUGUAAAAGGUCAGUGAAAAGUCAGGGGAAAGUCAGGGAAUUUUUACCUUUCUGAUGAGUGGCAACCCUGAAUAAGAACAUAUCUUGUCUCAGCGAAUGAUGCUGGAGAAAUUUAUGGCUGGACCCUGAUAUAAUGAAGCCCAGCCUUAAGGAGAAUUUUUCCAGUCCUUGUUUAAUGAAAUCUCCAUUUGCAUGCCCAAACUGGAGUGACUCAACAUACCAUGGUCAUAAGGAGAUUUAGUAGAAAUUCUGCAAAUCUUCAUUAUUAUUUUUGUUUCUGUCAGUGAUGGCUCACUGUUCUGGUAGAGGAGAUGAACUAUUUGUUGGUGAUAUUGCUCACAUUACUAUUUGGGAACAAGGUGGCGUUGCACAGGUUAUUCUGUUUUAUUAUAUCAUAUUGGUUACUUGUAAGUAUGGCUGUUAUUUCAGUUGUCUAGAAUAUUGUAAUUAGUUUCUUUUUAAAUUAGUUCUUUGUAACUAGAGUAAUAAAUGUCUCAGUGAAUAAAAAAAAAAUUUAUAUAUAUAUUGGUUACUUUAUUGUUGUUUAUAUUAUUAAAUAGAACUUCACUCACUCGUGAAAUCUUCUUCAAAACUUGAAGAGAAAUUUUGUAUCUACGCACGGCCUAGUAAUAUCCUGUAUAACUGGACAUAGUGUAAAUCUUGAUCUCAAAAUUGAGCAGUGCUAGUACUCAUUAUAACAAGACAUUAGCCAGCUUUGCAUUUUUGCUCAAUCGUAAAAGAUAAAUAAUAUGUAAAACAGUUUUUGAGAAUUUUUAAUUAAUUUUCUAUGUUAGACUGAUGUUUUUAACCAUGUUUAAGUAAAGUUAUCAUUCAUUCAUUCAUAAAAUAAUAAUAAAUUAUAUGAUACUGAAUAUCAAUAAUAAAAAUUUUGUCAUUUACCCAGUAAUCAACUAUUUAACUGACUAUUAUUGAUAAUGUUAUUGGUUUAUUAUUUCACAGAUUGCUGGAGUACACCCUCGCCAAGUGCACACCAAUCCUGAUGGGACGUUAGACUUAUUAGAGAUAGAAAGCAAAGUCAGAUCAAGAGAGGAUGCUCAUCAACCAAUCAGUCGCUUAAUAUGUGUUGAACAAACACAUAAUGGAACUGGUGGCAGAGUGUUGUCAUUAGAAUAUCUUCAAAGGGUAAAUUUUUUAGGAACCUUAUUGCCUCUCAGUGGGCCUGUCAAUUAAAGGUGCUGUACUAUCGUCAUGGCUGUCUAGUUUGUUUUGUUAAUAUUGCCAAUAACAUGUCCUUAUUUGCAAGAACUUUAAUCUUUAACAAAGAAAUUACUUGCAAAGGACAAGAUUGAUCCCUGCUUCACGUCAAACAAAUAUUUCUCCUAAAUGUUACAGUAUAUCAAAUAUUAAUGUUAAAGACAAAAAACAUGAACUUUGGAAAACUGCACGUAGGCUAACAAGUUUUCAAAAACCACCAUUGAAAUCUGUUUCAUUCUUGGCCAUCCAUACCUUCUUUUGUCUGGACUGUGUUAUUUACACCUUGUUUGAAUGGUUUGAGCAGUUAUUUUGAUGUUUCGCUCAAUUAAUUCUAGGCAGUCCCAACUGUUUGAAUUGUGAUACAUUUUGUGACACGUCCCCUCUAAGAUGUAACAGUAUGCACCGACAAGAGUUAUCAACCACAAAGAUGAGCUGGGGAGAGAAUCUCUCUCGAAUGUAUUUGUUACAGCUCAAAAUUAAAUUCAGGUUAAAAUUAUUUAACUUAGGUUGAUUCUAAUUUUCUACGUCUCGUAGCCCUAAUUAUUCAUGAAGCUUAUUCACAGGUUUGAUGUUACCACCAUUGCUAGAGAUGAAGUGCAGAGCACCUCUGGUGCAUCGAUUAUAAAUUAACAUCUAGUUAUUAUAUUCUUCAGGUUAAAGAGUUAGCUGUCAAACUUGGAUUGAGGGUGCAUAUGGAUGGAGCAAGACUAUUCAAUGCUGCCACUGCUCUUGGUGUCCCUGUUGGACAGGUCACCCAGCAUGUUGAUUCAGUUACCUUUUGUCUUUCAAAGGUAAUGAUGUUACAUGUAUCACUAUUAUAGUGGAGCUCUUGCAUGCGCAACGCUUGCGCAGCAGAGCACCAUGGGUAGUAACAAGUAUUAUUAUUAUUAUUAUAUUAUUAUUUAGCAAUUAAUAGAUGAGGCUGAGUAGGAUAUGAAGAAUUAAGCAGCUCGAGGAGGGUGUUAUCCACUGAGGCCAAAGACAUUUUGGUUCUGAGAAAAUAGUCUGCCCAUCAGCACAUAUGUCUACCCCUUCAUGUAAGGGAGUGUGAAAUUCUCAUUUCAAGCACCCUUUCAUUUUUGGCAGUAAAUCACGUGGCCACCCGGACUUUUUGAGAUAGCAGCAAAGCCUAGUCUUUUUUUCAACUAAAUUUUAAUGUCUAUGUUACGGGUCAAAUUUGAUAAGGUUAAGUUUGAUUUAACGUAGGUUGAUUCUCAGUUUCCUUUGUCUCCCAACCCUAGGAGACAAAGGAAAUUGAUAAUUGACCUAUGUUAAGUAAUUUUAAACUGAAAUCAAAUUUGACCUGUAACAUCUACACUGACAUGGUUAACAGAGAAAGAGCAAGAGCGUGAGAUAAAGAAGAACAAAGGAGUUUUCGUUGGACGGAGAACGGGGCAGUGAAAAAAAGCGGACAGGAACACAUCCAACAUUUUCUAAAUAAAACAUGUAUCAUAUUUCUGGAAGUUUCACAUUUUAGACGUGUUGCACAAAACAGUGGCAAUAAGGAUAUGUACAAAAAGUAUGCUGUAUGUGCAAAGUUGUUUUUCUUUUGGUAAUUAAACCUAUUGAUUUUUUAUGCCGUUCUCCUUAUUGUCGCCAUUUAUCAUUAAACUAUUUUAUUUUUUGUUUGAGUAUACUAUAAGUAUAUGAUUUAACGAGAGCUUCGCUUUUAGCCCUGGCUAAAUCUAUAAUUAUCAAGCCCCCUUUAAUUUCAUUAUAAAAGGUCUGAACAAAAGAAUGUUACACACAAGACUGGGGUAAGUCUCCCUCUCAGCAAUUUCUUGUCCAUGAGCGUUGCAUGACGAAACAAAAAUGGCUGCAAGGGAUGGAAAUGGAUAAAAACAUAUUUGCUUGUAUGAAUAAUUUUGUUCACAAUAUGAUAGCAUGUGAGCAAGCACUCCUGGGGGUUACCCGGGGGUACAAUUAUAUUGCCGUAAAAGUGACCAUCAGUCCAAAAAGUCAAAAGUUUGUUUUUUUUUAGUUGCACACGUGUGGAAAGUACAGGAAAUUCUUAUAAAACAAUUUUUCCUAUUUAAUCUCAGCUGAUUCCCAAUACUGUAGACCCGUCUGUGUACAGGCAGCUAUAGUACAAUCAUACCCAUAGCUGUACUGGCUCUCAACAUAGGAAGACUGCCUCUUAGCUCAGGAAAACAGCCUUUAGAGAAUAAUGUUGUUCAAUUAGCAGUACAUCUUUCAAGGGCUAUAGAUGUAAUUAGUUAUCUGUAAUAACACCAAAGAAAAUGUCUUAUGAGGGCCUGAGAAAAAAAUGUCAAGUUUCACAAAUUGACACCUUACACAUGAAAUUUUGGGAAUUUUACCUGUGUUUUCACAAUUCUUGUGAAAAUAUUUGACAUUUAUUUUCUCGGGUUCCCAUUAGAAAUAGUCUUUGGUGUUAUUACAGAUAACUAAUUAUAUCUAUAGCCCUUAAGAAAUGUAAAAAAGAAUGCGAUAAUAUUGCCUAAAUUAUUCUGGUACAAGAGUUUUUGUCCACUGAAAAUUGAAAUUACUCAAUUUCGAUUCCUAAUGGAUUCCGUCUCAACAAUUUUUAAGAUAUGUGCAGAACUUUUAUGCAACUUUCAUUUCUAUCUAUUAGAAUGUGUCAUUCUGACAAACAAAAUGUUUUUAGGCUCUUGGUGCCCCGGUAGGAUCAAUAGUUGCUGGAGACAAAGAGUUCAUAUCAAGGUCAGGUGUCUAAACAUCUCUCCAUUGUUUUAACUGUUUCAUUGUAGUAUUUUGUUGUCUUUACAUUCCCCUCCCUUUUCACUUCCCAUCGAGUGUUUGUACCAGUGUAUGUUUUGAUAUGAAGUCCAUUGGUCUCCCGGGGGUGGGGGGAGGUACUCCCAUACAUUACCCAUACGGGUAUGUGCCGCCCAACAGGGGGGUGAUCUGGAAGCUCCUGAUUUAGAACGGGGUAUCCAUUUCAGAGGCGUUUUCUAGAACGGGGUAUAAUAUUUCGAACGCACGAAAGCUCCAGUUUUGUCAGCAGCCAUUUGAAAUUAUUCAAGGACAGAUUGCUUUUAAAAAUAUGGUUCAAUGCGUUAACAAGCAAACUGUUGUACUCUUGUCGCACCCUAGAACGGAGGAUAAAAAAAUUGGCCUAUUUCUAGAACGGGGUAUCAGUUUUAGGGCGAAUUCUAGAACGAGGUAUAAAAAAUUGGCCCAUUUCUAGAAGGGGAUAUCAAUUUUAGGGGAAAUGUUUUUUAGAACCGGGUGCCAGUUUGGAGUCCCGGGCGGCACAUACCCACCCAAAAUAUUCCCAAGUGCCCCCCCCCCCAGGAUUGGUCUUAAUCCUGGGGUAGGCAUCUUUAAGAAAGUUUGGGUGCUGCCAGGGAUUGACCCCUAUACCAGACUCCUAAAAUCUCACCCUAUCCUAGAGUUGCCAUUUUCCAGAAACAACUGAAGUCGUCAACACUUUCUUUGCUAUUAAGCUGACUUCUGGUUAAAUUAAAAUACAUUUUGCCAAUUUCAUUUUUUUGCGAGCAAUAAAUUACCAGUUUCCCUAGUAAAAAAUCUAAAUCUACCACCAGACUCUCUGAUUUCUAUACCCUAUCCCAGACUACCGGUAAGUUGCUUGAAAACCACACCGUUCACAGCAGAACAUACUUAUUUUAUAUUAUGCCAAAUAUGGCAGUUUCCCCGGGAGGUUUUCACAAUUUUCACUCUGUUGCUUUCCACACCCUCUUCAAGCAGGUGUUGGCGACACCGGAAGGUUCUUGGAGGUGGCAUGCGACAGGCUGGGGUAUUAGCAGCAGCAGGAAUUUAUGAGGCUGAGUAGGAUAUGAAGAAUUAAGCAGCUCGAGGAGGGUGUUAUCCACUGAGGCCAAAGACAUUUUGGUUCUGAGAAAAUAGUCUGCCCAUCCGCACAUGUCUACCCCUUCAUGUAAGGGAGGGUGAAAUGCUCAUUUCAAGCACCCUUUUAUUUUUGGCAGUAAAUCACAUGGCCACCCAGACUUUUGGAGACAACAGCAAAGCCUAGUCUUUUUUUCAACUAAAUUUUAAUGUCUAUGUUACAGGUCAAAUUUGAUUUUAGGUUAAGUUUGAUUUAACGUAGGUUGAUUCUCAGUUUCUUUUGUCUCCCAACCCUAGGAGACAAAGGAAAUUGAUAAUUGACCUAGGUUAAGUAUAAUUUUAAACUGAAAUCAAAUUUGACUUGUAACAUCUACACUGACAUGGUUAACAGAGAAAGAGCAAUAGCAUGAGAUAAAGAAGAACAAAGGAGUUUUCGUUGAACGGAGAAUGGGGCAGUGAAAAAAAGCAGACAGGAACGCAUCCAACAUUUUCUAAAUAAAACAUGUAUCAUAUUUCUGGAAGUUUCACAUUGUAGACGUGUUGCAUAAAACAGUGGCAGUGAGGAUGUGUACAAAAAAAGUAUGCUGUAUGUGCAAAGUUGUUUUUCUUUUGGUAAUUAAACCUAUUGAUUUUUUACGCCGUUCUCAUUAUUGUCGCCAUUUAUCAUUAAACUAUUUUAUUUCUUGUUUGAGUAUACUAUAAGUUUAUUAACGAGAGCUUUACUUUUAGCCUUGCUAAAGCUAUAAUUAUCAAACCCCCUUUAAUUUCAUUAUAAAAGGUCUAAACAAAAGAAUUGUUACACACAAGACUGGACUGCCUCUUAGCUCAGGAAAACAGCUUUUAGAGAAUAAUGUUGUUCAGUAGCCUGCAGAGCAGGCGUUUUUUACGUUUUUUAACGAAAACUCGGAGGUACUUUGAUCGUGGCCGCCAUCUUGAAAAGCAACCAAGUAGUAUUAACGUCCAAGAUGGCGGGACAACGUUAUCCUGAAAACAAUUCAUGGAUCUCGCCCCAAAAUACGCCUGCUUUGCAGGCUAGUUGUUCAGUUAGUAGCUUUACAUCUUGGAAAUUAAGGUUGCUUUGAUAUGACUAUACACAACAAACCUGUUAGCUUAACAUUUGCCUUUCUGUACCAAUUGUUAGAAAAAGUGCAUCUUAAGAUGACGGAAAUUAUCCAUUAGGAAUUAAAUUGAGUAAUUUUCAUAUUUUUCAGUGGACAAAAACCUUGUACCAGAAUAUUUUAAGCCGCAUCAUCGCAUUCCUUUUUACAUUUUUCAAGGGUUAUAGAUGUAAUUAGUUAUCUGUAAUAACACCAAAGACAUUUCUUAUUAGAGCCCGAGAAAAAAAUGUCAAAUUUCACAAAAUGACACCUUACACAUGAAAUUGUCGGAAUUUUACCUGUGUUUUCACAAUUCUUGUGAAAUCUGACAUUUAUUUUCUUGGGUUUCCCAUGAUGAGAAAUAGUCUUUGGUGUUAUUACAGAUAACUAAUUAUAUCUAUAGCCCUUGAAAAAUGUAAAAAAGAAUGCAAUAGUGCCUAAAUUAUUCUGGUACAAGAUUUUUUGUCCACUGAAAAUGGAAAUUACUCAAUUUCCUAAUGGAUUCUGUCUUAACAAUUUUUAAGAUAUGUGCAGAACUUUUAUGCAACUUUCAUUUCUAUCUGUUAGAAUGUGUCAUUCUGACAAAUCAAAUGUUUUUAGGCUCUUGGUGCCCCGGUGGGAUCAAUAGUUGCUGGAGACAAAGAGUUCAUAUCAAGGUCAGAUGUCUGAACAUCUCUCCAUUAUAUUGUUUUAAAGACCGUUUCAUUGUAGUAUUUUGUUGUCUUUACACAAGUGGGGAUUUCCCUUCCCUUUUCACUUCUCGUCGAGUGUUUGUACCAGUGUAUGUUUUGAUAUGAAGUUCAUUGGUCUUAACCCUGGGGUAGGUAUCUUUAGGAAAGUUUGGGUGCUGCCAGGGAUCGACCCCUAUACCAGACUCCUAAAAUCUCACCCUAUCCUAGAGUCGCUAUUUUCCAGAAAUAACUGAAGUCAUCAACGCUUUCUUUGCUAUUAAACUGACUUUUGGUUAAAUUAAAAUACAUUUGCCAAUUUAAUUUUUUUGAGAGUAAUAAAUUACCAGCUUCCCUAGUAAAAAAUCUAAAUCUAAAAUCUUCAACCAACUGAUCAUUUUCCUGGAAAAUGAUACCCUAUUCUACCCCCAGACUCUCUGAUUUCUAUACCCAAUCCCAGACUAAGUUGCUUGAAAACCACGCCCUUCACAGCAGAACAUACUUAAUUUAUAUUAGGCCAUGGCCGUUUCCCCGGGAGGUUUUAACCUCACAAUUUUCACUCUGUUGCUUUCCACACCCUCUUCAAGCAGGUGUUGGCGACACCGGAAGGUUCUUGGAGGUGGCAUGCGACAGGCUGGGGUAUUAGCAGCAGCAGGAAUUCAUGCAUUGGACCACAUAGCUCCUAAAUUACAUGAGGACCAUGCUAAUGCACAG
This is a messenger RNA of Porites evermanni, 11342 nucleotides long. The record is from the annotation of a GenBank genome assembly. NCBI's taxonomy places the organism in Eukaryota, Metazoa, Cnidaria, Anthozoa, Scleractinia, Poritidae.